GUGCUGGGUCGGAUGACGGGCUGAACCCGCCUUGGUCGCCUGCGAUUUCUCACGAAGUCUGCCGGCACCAGCAGCGUCAGCCACAAAUGAGACGAUCGAGACCCGGAGACCUGAUGACCUGUGGCUUGAACGCAGCCUCAGCCAGUCAACGGCCCGACGCUUCAGCAAGAAAGCGGCCGAAAAAUUAAAGGCGUUACGUCAGAGUCUGUGACCUGAGGCUGGUGCUCGUCCGCCCCCCCGCUCGAUUGCCACACUUAAAACAGCGCUUGCUGUCUCGGUGCCCCAUGAUCUCUCUCGUCCUUUUAUUUUCCAUCCUUUCAUUCAAGGCCGUCAUCUCUUUCAACCUGCUAGGCCUAUGAUUCCAUCUUCCAGCUUCUGAUUACCUGGUUUAUCACCACCACAGCCCAAUUAUGGCUUACUACGACAGCCGGCCAUACCCUCCACACGAGCGCUAUCCCCCCGCCGAAUAUCCUGAGACCCCGUAUUACCACGGGGGCCGCCAGCCGACGGAUGUAGUUGCGCCUCCUCCUGUCAAUCCAUCCGGCGGCACCAGAGACUCCUACUAUAGCAACCAUCCCGCAGGAGACGCCUACGAAUACGGCUAUGACGACCCUCACCACUCGAGACGCUCGCGCAAGAAGAGCCACCGCACACACUCUGUCGAUGGAUACUACGAUGACCCAUACGAGGACUACGAACCCCGCUCCCGGCGAUCUAGACAAUAUGAUGAACGACGCGGCCGUGAAAAGUACGCCUAUUCUCCGUCGACCAGCCGCUCGCCUCCUCGCCGUCGGCGUUCCCUAUCUGAGCGUGCCCUAGGCGCUCUGGGCCUAGGAGGCGCCGCCGCCGCCGCAGCAGCAGGAUCCAAGCAUCAUGAUAGCGGACGGGACCGUUCCCGUGGCCGUGACCACCGCCGAUCUUACUCGUACUCGCCAUCUCCGACUCGUGGAAGCCAUCACCGUGGUAAGAGCGAAGCGCGCAUUGCACAGGCUGUCAAGGCGGCUCUGACUGCGGGCGCCGUGGAAGCCUUCCGUGCGCGCAAGGAGCCUGGCGACUGGUCUGGUGCCAAGGGCAAGCGCGUUCUUACAGCUGCGCUGGCUGCCGGAGGAACUGAUGGGCUGGUUGACCGGAACCCUGACAAGCACAGCAAGCGCCAUAUCCUCGAGUCUACUCUUGCAGGUCUUGCUACCAACCGGGUUGUUAACGGAUCGCGGUCCCGCUCGCGAUCUCGCAGGCGUUCUCGCUCUCACGGUCGAAGCAAGACCAAGGAUGCCGCUCUCAUGGGUCUCUUGGCUACGGCCGGCAAGGAGGCCUACGAUCGGUACCAGAAGUCUCAGUCUCGGCCACGGCACCGUCGCCGGUCUACCUCUCGCGAUAGCUAUGAUGAUGACUACGACUACGACUCUCGCCAUCGCGGCUCCAAGAAGCGGAGCAAGAGCGUGUCGGACUACGUCAACGAGGGCCUAGCCGCCCUGGGCCUGGGAGACAAGACGGAGAAGGGUGAUAAGGAUGAUCGGCGCCGCCGUCACCGUGAACAUCGGUCGUCCCGCUACGAUGACUACUCGGACGGUGACCGAUACAGUGACGAUGAUUACCGCCGCCGUCAUCCAAGCCCACCCCGGACUAGGCAUUCCAGAGAUGUGAGUGCACCUCGUUAUAUCGCUGCAUCGGGAGCUAGGGGCGAUGAGGGAUACGGUCGCAUGGAAGUUGGUCCCUAUACUCAACGCCCCGACUCCCGACGUACCAGCGAGCAACCACGUGAUCGGAAACAGAAUGGUUCUGACGGGGAUGACAGUAUCGAUGAGCACAAGCGGCUCAAGAAACUCAACCGGGAGACACUAUGGGCCACGGGCAUAGCAGCCGCAGCAACCAUCCAUGCCGCCCACUCCCUCACCGAGAACAUGGAAAAGCACAAGGAGCGCGCGAAGCAGAUAAAGGAGGGUGAAAUUACUGCCGAUGAGGCGCGCUCGCGCAAGAGGAAGAAUCAGCUUUCCGACCUUGCAAGCGUCGGCGUCGCCGCGUUGAGUAUUCAGACAGCAGUUGGUGAAUGGAAGAAUUUUGACCAGAAACGUCGCGAGCGCGCAAAGUGCCACAGAGAGUGUAAAGAACGUUCCAAGUCCAUGAGUGGUCAAGGAGGUUAUCAAAAAAGCCACUCCAACUCCAAGUCUCGGCCUCACCGCGCCCAGAGCCUGAAUUACGGCCAUGCGCCUCCCCCAGCCCGGACUGUGUAUCCCGAUGAGAUCGAGGAGAACUGGUCUGAUGCCAGGCCGAGAUCUGUAAGAUCGCCUGGGGUGAUAGUUUAAUCCCUUCCAUCUCUACUCUCCCAUUUUCCUUCUACUUUAUUUCCUCGCUAUAUUUCUUGAUACACUUUGUUUGUUUUUUGUUUGUUUUUUUUUCGAUACGAAGCGACUGCUAUUGUGUCUGCACGAGACUAUGAUUCAUGAGACGACGACCACGACACAACAUACACGAUAUGACCAUGACCACGACACAUGACCCCUCUAUGUUAUUCCCAAUUAUCCGCAUGACCGAGACUGUACUAUGAUGUACUAUGAUAUUAUGCCACGAUACGACCUCGAUCUUUGCACCUGCUACACUUAUGCCUCGCCAUACUCUCUUCUUGCUUACAUUACGUUUCGGGCUGCACUUUUAUACCUCUCGCUUAGUCUGCUGUACAUCACAUCGCGUUUACUAUACAUUCAUCGCAUCGCAUUUACAUCUAUCUCUUUUCAAGAUGGUUUUCUGUACCAGUAUCCAGUUUCGAUUUUCUAUUCUGCAAAUACAUGCGAGCAUAGCGGCUACUACAGUACAAAUGGUAAAAGUGUAUUUACUUGGUUUGGGUUCUUCGCUCCAUAUAAUAAUGGGAUGUCUGUCUUUCCUGA
Aspergillus calidoustus is the source of this 2882-nucleotide messenger RNA. Lineage: Eukaryota; Fungi; Ascomycota; Eurotiomycetes; Eurotiales; Aspergillaceae. The record is from the annotation of a GenBank genome assembly.